AAAAAUCAACUGAAAAGUUUGCCUCGGAUUCGAUGCGAAAAAUGUACAGUGUGUUUGUUUAGUGAAUUGUGUUAAAGAAGGUUUGUUAAACAAAGCUGAACAACGAUGAUUUCGAAUGCUUUGUGCAAUUUAGAACAAUGUGUCGACACGGCCGGAACGCAGCUCGACUCGUUGGCGAUCAAACUUGUAGAUGUGGAGCGCAAUUUGGACGAGAAUGAGCUGGAAUCGCUCGAAAACGAGUCGGUGAUGGAGCUGCUGGAGUCGGUGACGGAAGUGAAAAAUGAGUAUCAAAACCUGCGCAAGGAUCUGCAGGAGGUACAACAGCUACAAAAGGAAAUGACUUGCUCGCUGCGCUACCAGCUACGCAACAUGACCCAGACGUUCCGAGUGUUGAAGAAGAAGAUUGAGUCAAACUCUGUCCCGGUCCACCACCUGCCGCCACCCACAGGAGGCGGUUCCUCACGAACCGGAGUUAACAGUGAUGCGCACGGAUUCACGCCGCUCGUGCUGCCGCAGCCCGAUCUCACGACGGCACACGUGCAUGGCCCGAAGCGGACCGGUGGUCUACUGAAGAGUGUCAGUAAGAACUGAGUAAACCGUUCACGUGCAUCGUUUGGGAAAAUUCGAAGCACUAUUCUUGCUGGCAUUGAUCAGCUGACGACAAGCAUUGCCUGCAAGGUUCUGCGCUACGGUGCUCGCCAUUACGCUCCUAUUCGUUGACCUUCCCAUCGUUUCGCUUCUGUUUCUUCUGUCGGCCCACUGUCCUCGCUAACCAUUAUCGAUUGCAUCAGCGGCACACAAAAACCUGUCAUAACGGUGAAGCAAGCGGCUUUCCGCGCCAACAACUUCCAUAUGGACGCAUCUCCCGGUAAUCCGUUGUGUAGCGUAUGAUUUCCUUCCAACAAUUGUUCCUGCUGCGCAUUCCUGCUUUGGUUUUUCAAUGUGAACCGCGUUUAUAGUUUUCUCAUAAAAUCAUCACUGAUACGAGCAUCGGGUGCUUCAAUUCGCCUCCAUCGCGUUAUCGGUGUUCCGCUCCGUUCAUCGCCGUCUCAUGCGCCACCACAAGCCGAAAGCUACCGGCAGCCGGUCGUUCAGCAUUUGCCCUCCAAGGCAUCAUACAUUCUUUUUCCCCGAAAAUCUCCCGGUAGCACAAUGGACGAUAGAGGAUAGCAAAAUGUCACGACGAGCAUGUUCGAAGCCCAUCAUUGACGACUUUCAUUCCCAUAGUCUAGAAGAGGAAGCAGUUCCAAGCAGUUGUAGUAGGCCAAGCUAGGGUUGUUUGAACGCGUUAAUGUUGUUACAGACCGAACUUACUAAACUACCAGCAAAAGCGAAUUGAUCGAAAGAUAGUGAAAGGUCGAAUGUUGGCUGACUUAUUGAUUUCGUUUGCUGUUUGUUUUGUAAAUUUAUUGCUUUUUUGUGUGCGGUUUUUUUUUGCGUUUGCUGUAAUCGUCGCUUGAUCGAUUUUUAUGCUUCAUGCUCCAUCGUGUUUAUAUCUAUCACUGUGCAGUCGAGUGUAGUCUAUGUUCAUGCUUUAUGUUGACCCCUACGUAUAAGUUAGUAUCUUUGAUCGCCUUAUCGAUUUGAAUUUCAUGUGAUGUACAUUUUGAAUUUUCCACUGCUAGUUCGUAUGUAGUUUUUUAUGCCGACACUUGCAUUCCAAAAGCACGAACGAACCUGUGUGCAUGUGUGUUUGAUAAUGAGUGUAUUGUAUCUAUUUUAUCCGCACGAUCAAACAAAAUCAAACACACGAACACGUGGCGCAUGUAUUUUUGCCAUAUCUCAUCGUAUUCGCGUGAUCGAGCACCUUUCGUGCACCAAGUAUACACACAUUAAGCGUAAAGAAAAACCUACACGCGCCAAAAUAUAUGUCUUAACUAUAUUCUAAAUCACACACAUUAUGUAUUUUUAAAUCGUACUAGUAGUAGUUAAAGUGAAAUGUAGACAAUGAAUCGAAUUCGCACCCAAGAUGGUGCGAAUUAGUGGUGACUUUGUUCCAUGUUAUAUGUAAGAGUUGAACCUAGAGAAUGGAAAAUACUAACAUAAGCAGACCUAGCCUUAGCGGAAUUGAAUGCACUGUAUGAUGUCCUGUUGCAGUAAAGGUGUUAGUUGAUGUUUUUACUCAAGCAACUGAAUGGUUCCUUUUCACGCUUUCAUAAGUUUGCUUAGUAAAUUCAUUUCUCCGAUUUUUUUUUUCGUGUACUAGCUCGAUUGCUACGUCAAUGCCGAAUUUUCAGCAUUGUUGCACCUUUUUCUGUUUCCAUCUUGUAUCGUGUACUACGAGCAUAAGCAGUUUGCCGCAUGUUACAAUAUUAUCACGUAUGACGACACCUUUCCUCACAACAUUACACAACCCGUUGCCAUUUGAUGUAUCUUCGAAUUUUUUCGCACGAUGAACGGAUGCGGUGAGAGAAGUCUGCAAACAGCGCCGGCGAUUUUCUCGACAAGAUCCGAUCCGUGCUGUUUCCAAUUCUUGCACAGAUUCGAUCAGCUUCCGGAGCUCGCUGAGUGAGGAGUGAGGAUGUUUUUCGUUUCUUUUUUUUCUAUUGUAGGGCAAACGAAAGCCAGCUCAGAACGUACGUAUACUUUACAAACUAUUAGUACCUGACUUGGUUUGGACCAUUAGCGUUUCCGGCUACUGUAGACUGUCGAAGGAAAUGUGGUAGCCGAUGCAACUUCCUUCAGCCGACCAGUCCCGCGUUUUAGGUGCUUUCCAACCACACUACAUCCUGUUUGCAAAAUCCUCUUCUAAUGGCGGUAUGAUUCUGAACGGAAGUAAAGGCUACAACGGAAUCGGAAGGGAACUAUGAAUUUCAUUCAGGCGAUGAAUUUCAUUCAGGCGAUGAAUUUCAUUCUGGCGAUUCAGGCAAGCGAGAGAACAAUUACACUUUCUUUUAAGUGAGUAAUUGUAGAAAUUGUUUCGUGUGUCAAACUCGAAAAUAGAUCUGGCAAUUUCAAAAGAAAUCGUGGUUAUGCGGAACAACUGGAAGAUCUUACCGAUUUGUUCGUUAAACUGCAAAAUGUUGCCCUCAUAUUUCAAGCUGAGUUGUUACUCAACUUACAAGACCUGGUUUUUGCAGUGCUGGAACUUUAACAUUAUGUAGACAGUUUCCUUUGCAAUAGACUUCUCUCAAUACCAACUGGAAAUAAACAUGCAAAGGAAUGAAUCUCAUAAAAGAAGGAAUUUUUGAUGAUGAGAAGAUAAUAAAUGUUUCA
Messenger RNA from Anopheles bellator, 3216 nucleotides. RefSeq lists its product as uncharacterized. The record is from RefSeq and is a predicted model, not a curated record. The coding region runs from base 106 to 591 and encodes 161 amino acids. NCBI's taxonomy places the organism in Eukaryota, Metazoa, Arthropoda, Insecta, Diptera, Culicidae. The transcript is spliced from 2 exons.